UACCCAGCAAUUUAAAAGUGUUUAUUAUCUUACCAUAUCUCCGCUUUUGUCAAUUUCUCACCUCUAUCUUUGCCCUUACUUUGUUUUUGCCAAACCCUAAUUCCCGUACCUCAAUGAAUUUCAAAUCUUUUACUCAAAUCAAGGUUUCUUUUAUGCAAACAAUUGCUUUCUGAUGAUCACAUCAAUAUCAAAUUCCUAGCAACUUCAAUUUGAGAAAUGAAGGGAAGUUCUGUUGAAGAUCCUGAGUCAUGGGAGGUAGCAGAUGUGGAGGAAAGUAUGAAGAGAUUAAUGCUUUCUUCCUCUGCUAAAGAUUCUGCUUCUCUUAGCAAUACUAUUUCUGUUAAUGAUUUUACCUCUGCUUCGCUCAAUUUGGCUUCUUCCAGUGGCGCUAAUGCUGAAAAUGUUGGAGGUUCAGGGAUAUCCGAUGAUGCUAUUAAUCAAGUUGAUCAGUUCCUUCGCGAGGCUUUACAAAAUCCCCGUGAGCGAUUAUCAAUCUUGCGGAUGGAACAAGAUGUUGAGAAGUUCAUUCAGGAUCCUACUAGACAACAGAUGGAAUUUCAACAGCUUCCAACUUCUUAUUUAAGGCUGGCUGCUCAUCGUGUGGCUCAGCAUUACUUUCUACAAUCCAUGGUCUUGCUAGAUAAUAGUCUCCCUGAUGGAUCUGGUUCUAGAAUUAUUGUCCAAAAGACUACAACUGAGUGUCGGUUGCCUUGUAUACGUCUUGCUGAUAUUCCUGUAAGUUUGCCCCAAGAAGACAGUGGUGCCAUCAAGGUCGCCAUAAAACAGAGGCCUCAGAAACAUUCAAGUUUGUUAGUUGGUUGUCAUUCAGGUUCUUCAAAAUCAAAUCACUCCAAAAGUGUUGAGGAAAGGAAAGAAGAGUACAACAGGGCUCGUGCACGCAUUUUUAACUCAAAUAACCAUAUUGGUUCUCCUAGUGUGAAAGCUGAAAUUGAGCCUAAAAAAACAGAUAGUUUACAGCUCACUUCUAUGGGAAUGGCAAAGGUUGAUGAUAAAUCUGCUCCAGGAAGCUCUGAUGUGAGCAGCGGAAGGGCUGUUACUGUAGUUGAUUCUUCGAGCGUUAACAAUAGAUCAGCUAGAAAUAAGACAGAAAAGGACCCUGUUAAUAGGUACAGAGCCAAUAAUAGGGUAGCUAUCUUUAGAGACCGUGAAAUCGACCGCAAAGAUCCUGAUUAUGACCGCAAUUAUGAUAGGUACGUUCAAAGGUUUGACCCUGGAUUCGGAUUUAGUGCUGGACCCUAUACCGUCCAACCAAUGUACUCUCCGGCCCUUAAUUACAAUACAGAAUUUCCUCAACUUGGGUCAACUCCUAGGCCUCAGAUUUCUGCUGAUCCACCACGGCCUCUCCCACAGCAUCUACCUGGACCAUGGGUGUCUCCAUCUAAUCCUGCAGGUCUCAAUUAUGGUCAUCCAGAGACUAUGAUGGCCGCAUAUAGUCCAAACCAUGUCAAUCCUCGUUCUGCAUCUGCUAUUUAUCUACACACCACUCAGUACCCCCCUUGUCAACGUCCUGGAAUACCAUUCAUUCAUCCCCAUGAACAUAUUCACCAAACAUAUCAACAGUUGCAACAGCAGCACCAUGAUGCAUCCCUUGGGUUAGCCCGGCCCCGUUGAGGGGCUUGGGCUUGUGCCUGCACCCUGCUUGCAUGGAAUUUUGUAUGGCAGCACAUUCUAUGUGGCAGGGUGUACAGGCAUAAGAACUGAGGCUGGCUGGAAUGAUUACAAUUGAAAUGCUUGUGCAACAAUUAGCCAGCCUGUCCUUAGUUUGCGUUUAGGCUCCUUGCAUAAUUGUGCAGGGCAUCCUGUGAUUGGGAGGCAUCUCAAUCUAUUGCUGCCAUCGGUGACGAAAUUGUGAGAACAGAAAGAAUUAAAUGUAUUAGCCUGGGCAGGUGCGAGUUUGUUUGGAUAAGGACGGAAACAUAUAACAUGAAGGAUCAAACCAAAAUUCUGUAACCGAACAAGUGUGGAGAGGGAGGCAAAGCCAAACUGGAAUUUACUGCUCAUUUAGUAUCACUGGUUUGGACUCUGGAUGAUCAAAGCGGUGUCAAUAUCAUGAGGCAAUGGGAAUAGCUUAUAGUUUCAGAGAUGUUUAAUGGAGAUAAUGGAUGCAUAGCAUAUCAUUAUUUGUAUUAAUAUAGCAGUAUUUGACUUACCAAUGCAUCUGCUAUGACAGUAUAAGCCCAUUUUACAAUUUUCCAUACUAAACCAGAUUGACCGACUGUUCAACACAAUGUAUUAAUGUGUUAAAUCUCUUUUUAUCAGUUCACUGUUA
Molecule: messenger RNA, 2290 nt
Organism: Amaranthus tricolor (Joseph's coat)
Lineage: Eukaryota; Viridiplantae; Streptophyta; Magnoliopsida; Caryophyllales; Amaranthaceae
Exons: 6
Coding region: 217-1632 (471 amino acids)
Molecular function (GO): nucleic acid binding
Source: RefSeq, a predicted model, not a curated record